This is a messenger RNA of Ambispora gerdemannii, 1193 nucleotides long. NCBI's taxonomy places the organism in Eukaryota, Fungi, Glomeromycota, Glomeromycetes, Archaeosporales, Ambisporaceae. The record is from the annotation of a GenBank genome assembly.
CGACAAUGACGAAUUGACUUCCGAUGAAUCGGCUUCUGAUACCGAUGCAUCUGAGGACAAUAUAAAUGAGAAGGAUCCCCCAAAAAUUGGCAAGACGGCUUUUCGUAAGGCCUAUAAUGCUAUCCCAAACUCUACAAAGUUGCAGUUGAGCACAGGCAGAAUAGUGGAAGACAUUCUUUUUGAAUUUGUUAAAGACAUGGACUAUGAACACCAUGCCCAUUCAUAUAUUGUUGACUUUGAUGAUAAGGAUGUCAAAGCGUUGUUUACUGAUGAAGAGUGGAACGAACUAACCAAAGAUCGAAUUGGGGUUCCAUCUUUUCCACGUGAUAUCGCAGAAGAGUUAGCAAAAUAUGGAAGCAAAACGUUAAAAGAGCUACGUGCAAAAGUGAUGAAAUCAUAUCUUAAGGAAGAAGAAUAUGAUGUCCACAAGCAUUAUAAUCAAGAAUGGAUCCAAAUGACCAUGCGAACACUUUGCAAUCUGUUUGAGAAUAUAGAUACUCCCUUAGUAAAGACCCAAUAUGAAGAUUGGUUCACGGUUGCACUUUUUGGAACAUGUAUCGAUUUCUGCAUUAGGGAUGCACAAUUGGGCACUGACGUUAAGAGAACCGACGCACCAUCAUUGAGUAGUGCCAACAGAAAGAAUCGGCAUCGGAAAGCAAACACAAGAAAGCUCAUUGGUCGCAAAAUCGAUGGGAUAAUAUACAUAACUAAUAGACUUCUUGAACUCGGGGCUAUCGAAGGUGCAAGGGCUUUUGCGGGAAUUUCCGAUAACAAAUAUCUUCUCGAGUCAUUCGAGAUGCCCAAAACACUUCGAGACAUGUAUAGUGAUUUGAUUAAGGCUGUAAAUUAUGAUGAUCAAAAACCAGAUAAACUUCAAGUAUUUGGCAUCUUACACUUUGGAUUGUAUAUUCAAUUCGCAAGAUUAUGUCGCGCCGGUGGAUCGAUCUGCAUUUUUCGCAAAGAUCCCCAAUCUUUCUAUAUAGAAAGCAAGUUCUCGAAAAAUGGAUUAAGUUCCUUCAUUUUUUUUCUGAAAAAGAUAUACCAAUAUAAGAUUAUGAUUAAGAACAACCUACAAAUUCUGAAUAUUCUGAACGACGAUGAUGAUACUGAAUCUGAUGACUUAUUAAAAGAAUUGCUUGAGGAUGAACAAUACUCUACUCCACCACCCGCGCCAAUUAAAUUUUUUGUUGAAU